Messenger RNA from Musca domestica (house fly), 708 nucleotides. RefSeq lists its product as uncharacterized. Bases 1 to 708 code for a protein of 235 amino acids. The transcript has a single exon. The record is from RefSeq and is a predicted model, not a curated record. Lineage: Eukaryota; Metazoa; Arthropoda; Insecta; Diptera; Muscidae.
AUGUUUAUAAAAUUUGAAUACGCAGAUGGUUCACCGAAACGUAAAAAAUUCUCAGCUAUUGCUUCCGGUGUUAAUUUAAUAUCCCUAAACACACCAGUUGUGGCUCCGCCACGCAAUGCUGCUGAGUCUUUACCGUCGGAAAGCCAUUUGGCGCCACCGGCGCUGUGUUCACCCUUGCCAAUCGUUUCAAGUCAAGUUUCAAGUCUUAAUGAAUUCUCAACGAUUGAAACUCCAUCUUCUGAAUCCGUACCCAUAAUGCCCUUAGGUCCUCUAAGUCCGACUGUACCAUCAAUAGUUGUUAAUCCUAUUUCAAAUGUUGAUGCUUCAGCUCCUAAUUCAUCCGCAAAAACUGUAAUUGGUCCUUGUCAAUCUGGGAGUAGUAAUGAACUAGUUGUAGUUGCUCCCAGGAAAAGUAUUUUUAUAUCUAGAUUACAUUCCAAUACAACUAUAAAUAACAUAUCUAAUUACUUAAAAUCUAAAGUGCAAAACCUGGGUGAUAACGACUGUAGAAUUAUUAAAUUUAAUUCGUCAUUACCACGAGAUAUAUCAUCGUUCAAAAUAAUCGUGCCUCAUGAUAUGUUUGAUACAUUGUUAAAUAGAUCUUUUUGGCCAGAUGGUGUUCUUGUAAAGGAAUUUGUGUUUAGAGAGAAAACUAAUGCUAAUAAACCUGUCAAGAUCCCUUCAAGUGUGCCGGUCUCAAAAAACUAA